Messenger RNA from Telopea speciosissima, 1511 nucleotides. RefSeq lists its product as uncharacterized. The transcript is spliced from 3 exons. NCBI's taxonomy places the organism in Eukaryota, Viridiplantae, Streptophyta, Magnoliopsida, Proteales, Proteaceae. The coding region runs from base 187 to 1206 and encodes 339 amino acids. Gene Ontology annotation, molecular function: ubiquitin-protein transferase activity. Gene Ontology annotation, cellular component: CCR4-NOT complex. Gene Ontology annotation, biological process: protein ubiquitination. The record is from RefSeq and is a predicted model, not a curated record.
GUAGAAAUACAAAGAGCGGAAGAGCUUACAGAGCGCAGUGCAGGGCUUCUCGUUGUCCACUACCUCUUGUUCUUCUCUAUUUCGCUUGGUUCUCCAUCGAACAUUUUUAUUUGUGGGGUUUUAUCUCUUCACAAACUCCAAUUAGGGUUUUGCGCUAUCUAUUGUUCUUUAGAAGAAAUCGAAGUCAUGGCUUCUGAUUCAGUCGUGAACGGUUCUGCUCCUGCAUUCUCGAAGGAUUUUGGGAAGAAAAAGAGGAACAACAGAACUGCAAAAUUGAAGCAGUGCAAGCUUGAUGCCAGACGCGAACAAUGGCUUUCUCAGGUCAAGAACAAGGAAUGCAAGGAGGAAUCGAACGGCGGAGUGGUAUUACCUCCUUCGUCCUUGCCUCAGAUGGACGAGCGGAAACGGUCAUUGGAGAAUUUGGAAACGAGAUCAAGAGGGGAGGAGAACGAAGGAUCAUGCCUUAAUGAUAGUGAUUUGGAGUCCCUGGCGAAUAGUCCCACCGGCAGUAUCUUGGGGGCCAAUGAUCCCAGGAAGGAUCGUCCCGGGAGUAGCAGCGGUAGCAGUAGAAGCAGCAGUAGCAGUAGUGGAUGCUAUUCCGGAAGCGUCAGUGAGGAAGAAGAGGAUGAUGGGUGUCUGGAUGACUGGGAGGCUGUUGCUGAUGCCUUAACUGCUGAUGAUAAGAGGCAACAUUCGCCAAAUUCAGUCCCUCCAGCGGAACCCGAAGCCCCCGUUGGAUCAAAUGCUUCUCAUGAAUUGCCUAGCGAUAAAUGUGAAGCGGAAAAUUUAAAACCGGAUUGCCAAGGAACCGUUCUUAGGGUUUCAGAAAACGGUCGUGCAUGGAGGCCUGAUGACGCUUUUCGUCCCCAGAGUCUGCCUAAUCUUUCAAAGCAGCGUAGUUUCACCGUGAAUGCGGAGCGUCAUUGUGGUCGUGGAGCUGGCUCCUGGACUUGCCACAGAAUAAACUCCCCGCCUUCAUCUUGCCCUAUCUGCUAUGAAGAUCUGGAUCUCACUGACUCAAGUUUUCUCCCAUGUUCUUGUGGAUUCCGGCUCUGCCUCUUCUGCCACAAGAGGAUAUUAGAGGCUGAUGGGCGUUGUCCCGGCUGCAGGAAACAAUACGAUCCCUCAAUCGGGGAUACGGGAGUUAGUGAGGGUGUCCUGCCGAUUCGGCUGGCUCGUUCUUCUAGCACGGGCACAAACUUUUAAGAAGGUCUUUGUUUUCUUGGAAAACGCUGUAUUGGGAGAGGGGUGGGGAAGUUCAGUGUUUUUUUGCCCUUUUUCUUUUGUUUCCCUUUUUACUAUCUUAUUUGUUCUGUUCAUGGACAGAGCUCUGUUUUCGAUGUGGUAGAUGUGAAUAUAGGAUAGCAUUUUGAAACGCUCCGGGAACUUAACUGGACUUCUUAUGAGUUAGAUUCUUGUAUGUUGCAUAUGCUGGCGUGGAGGGAUUUAUGUGGGUAUGUGAAUAGAUAAGGGCAUACAUAAUGAAAUACAUCAAAAUCUUGCAGAACAUA